CCCCCAUCCAUCCAUCCGCCCACCCAUGAACACAUCUCAGGCAGACAUCAGACAUGUCACUGUUGUGCGGGCGCGUAGGGGUCUGUCAGCCACUCGACUCUCUGUCCGUUCUUCCACAUCGCCAGACGGGAUGUGCCAUUCUCCACAUAACUGACAGGCAGGCAGGCAGGCCAGGCAUAUGUGAAAGAAGUGCGUGUGUUCCUUCGUCGCUUACUAUCGUCCUUCGCCGUUCUGCUUGCCGCUCCGCCAGAAGCCCUCAUAGCGCCUUCGCACAUCACACACACAGACACACGGUCCAUGUGUGUCUCCCGUCUGUGUGUGUGUGUGUGUUGGGGCGUGGCGUACCUGCCAUCGGACCACUUGAAUCUGUCACCACACACAACAAACGACGUAAUGGAUGGGGCGUGCGUCGUGCCUAUGUUGGGGCGUACAUGCCGAAGCCGUCCUUUUUGUCGUUUUUGUACAUGCCCUCAUAGGUGCGACCGUCGGGCCACUUGUAGCUGCCGACGCCAUCCAUCAGCGAGCCAACCCAUGUGCCGCGGAACUCACGGCCGUCCUGACCUGUUAAUCCAUCCAUCCAUCCAUCGAUGGGGCGCCGCCCCUCAGUGUAUCUGUCUGUGCGUGUGGGUACCGGUGUAGUGUCCGUGGCCGUGUAUCUUGUUGUGUCUCCACUCGCCCGCAUAGCGGCUGCCGUCGGACCAAAAGUAGACGCCCACGCCGUCCUUCUUGCCGUGAAUGAAGGUGCCUUCGUACUUGGCGCCCUCCUGCCACUCCUCUAUGCCAUACCCGUGCUGCUGGUCGUCCUCCCACUGCAAAUGGAUGGAUGGAUGGAUGCGUGUGUCUCGUCGGUCGCUCGUGUGCUCCACCCACCUCACCUGGCCUCUGUAGGUGCUUUGGUUCUUGUGUAUGUAUGUGCCGACGCCCCUUGCGGCGUUCUGGUGCCACUGGCCGAUGUACUUGUCGCCGUCGGCGUGCACGAACUCGCCCUUGCCAUGCGCCUUGUUCUCAACCCACUCACCUGUAAGGAGAGGAGACAUGUGCUGGGCCCUUUCUGUGUAUCUGUCUGUCUGUCUUUGCCUUCAUAGCAGGCGCCGUCAGCCCAGGUCAUCUUGCCGUGGCCGUGCCGCUUGUUGCCGACCCACUGCACCCAUCACCCUUACUUACACGUGUCUGCCUGUGUGUCUUUGUGCUUGAGUACCUGUCCCUCAUAGACAGCUCCCGUCUUGAACGUGUACGGCGGCUUGGUGGCGGCGACGCGGCCGCCGUCGUCGGGGAUCAACUCCAGCUCAACCAACUCACGCUCAAAGUAGUUGCCUGCAGACAGACAGGAGUGUGCAGGAGGUGAGGUGAGGCGAGUGAAAAAACAAGAAGACAGGAGUGUGUGUGGGUAUCGAAGGGUGGAUAUCCGACCACUCACCCUGUUGCAGGCCGGUGAUGACGCCGUUCUCCGCCUGCUCCUCCUCGCCCUCCUCCUCCUCCUCCUCCUCCUCCUCCUCCCUCUCCGACUGCUGCUUCAGCUGUUGCUGCUGCUGUUGCUGCUGCUGCUGUUGCGAUGGCUCCUUGUCGGCCUCAAGGACGAUUUUUUCCUUCAUGGGCGUUACGUCGGGGUACCGCACCACAGGGUACUCCUCCACCUUGGUCUGCUGGUCAGCCUGGUGCACGCAUCAAUAAUCAUUGUCAUUAUAUAUCGUUACAUACAUAUCAUUGUGAGCUCUCUGCCUGUUUGCACUGCACUGACCACCUCUCUCUCGGCGCAGCAUAGCAGACGGCAUGUGAGAGAGUUCCCCAUCUGACGGCGAAAGAGAGAGAGGGAGCUAAAGGUCUAUUGGUUGCAUUCCAUCGUGCCCGCCCGGGGCGUGCGGCUGCUGGCUCACCUUCUUUGCAAUGGUCAGGAGGAGAGGGGCUCUAUGCACGAGACUGAGAGACUGAAACUGAGACGGGCCAGCUGGGGGCGAGGUGUUCUUCCGCUUGCCUUUGUCUUUUCUCCCUUAGAAAGUGAUUCUGAGUCUACUGACUCCUCACCUCACCCUAACUUCAGGCGGCGUGAAACUGUAUCAAAUGGGGACCGCUGACGGCGAUAUAGCGUGAUUGAUUGACCGACAACAGCGCAGCACCACACCCGUGCGUCGUCCUCCCUCCCGCAACGCCAUCACUGCCGUAGCUCUCGCCGCACACAGCCACCCGUAUUAUCGGCUUAUCGAACCUAGCCUCCCUCCCUCUGCCUCUCCUCAACCCUCGAGCUCUUCGUGUUCGUUCGUUCUGUCGGCGUCAUGUCGUGGACGCGCCGGGCGAGAGCAUCUUGUCCGCUUGUG
Molecule: messenger RNA, 2312 nt
Organism: Vitrella brassicaformis
Lineage: Eukaryota; Vitrellaceae
Source: the annotation of a GenBank genome assembly